Polyodon spathula (Mississippi paddlefish) is the source of this 2217-nucleotide messenger RNA. RefSeq names its product C-X-C chemokine receptor type 1-like. Gene Ontology annotation, molecular function: C-X-C chemokine receptor activity. Gene Ontology annotation, cellular component: membrane. Gene Ontology annotation, biological process: G protein-coupled receptor signaling pathway; neutrophil chemotaxis; immune response. The coding region runs from base 146 to 1237 and encodes 363 amino acids. The transcript is spliced from 2 exons. The record is from RefSeq and is a predicted model, not a curated record. NCBI's taxonomy places the organism in Eukaryota, Metazoa, Chordata, Actinopteri, Acipenseriformes, Polyodontidae.
UUACAGAUGCACUCCUGCUAGAUGAGGGUGAUAUCUGCAACACUUAAAAAGUAAAGUCAGUGCUAAUAGGGUUCAGUUAGUUAACUGCAGAUAUACUUUUGCUUUUCACUGUCCUUGGCUACUGCAUUCACUCAAAGAAGCAAAAAUGGUAACAGAAAGACAAGAUUUUGAAAAGAUGGGCAAUAUGAAUGGAGCAGACUUAUAUGGUAUUUUUGAAAAUUACAACUACACUGAUUUUAUCUCAGAAGAGAAUCAUGCUUCCCCCUGCGCUGAUUUCGGUGAUGACUUCAACAAGAUCCUGCUGGUCACUAUCUACUCCCUCGUGUUCAUAUUGAGUACCUUGGGGAAUUUCCUUGUUGCGCUUGUGAUUAGCUGCAUGCAGCAGCAAAAAACUUCCACUGAUAUCUACCUGUUGAACUUGACUAUUGCAGACCUCCUGUUUGCUUUUACCCUUCCUUUCUGGGCAGUCUACAACAACUCAGAGUGGAUAUUCGGUGACUAUAUGUGCAAAAUUGUAUCUGUCAUGCAGGAGGUGAAUUUCUACAGUGGGAUCCUGUUGCUCGCUUGCAUCAGCGUUGACCGUUACUUGGCCAUCGUGCACGCUACACACGCUGUCACACAGAAACGUCACCUGGUCAGUUUUGUAUGUAUAGGAGUCUGGCUGGUGGCAGCUUUGCUCUCCCUGCCGAUCUUCAUCUCUCGUAAGGCUUUCAAGUCAAAUAAAAAUCUUAUGGUCUGCUAUGAGGACAUAAGAGCGGAGGACAUAGAAGCAUGGCGGAUAAGUAUCCGCUUCCUCCGGCACUUAGUAGGUUUCUUCAUCCCUCUGGCCAUUAUGAUCUUCUGCUAUGGCUUCACCAUCAACACCCUCUUCCGGACCAGGAGCGGGCAGAAACACAAGGCCAUGCGGGUGAUAUUUGCCGUGGUAUUGGCGUUCAUUGUCUUCUGGUUCCCCUACAACAUGACAGUCUUUGUCGAUACCCUGAUGAGGGCGAAGGUCAUCAUUGAGACGUGUGAGGUGCGGCAUCACAUAGACACCGCCCUGCAAGCCACUCAGAUCCUGGCAUUUCUGCACUGCUGCAUCAACCCGAUCUUGUACGCCUUCGUCGGGCAGAAGUUCAGGAACACGUUCUUUAGGGUUCUUAUGCGAAAGGGGUUCAUCAAGAAGAAUUUCUUGUCAACUUAUGGAAUGGGCUCCUCUUACAGGUCUUCUUCUGGGACAACUUCCAUUACUUUAUAGGCCGCUGGGCCUAUAAAGGCCAUCUACAGUUUUCCAAUUAUUUCAUUUCUUCCCUGUUUAAUAUUCUAUUGAUGUAUGUAUAUACUGAUUCCCUAUCUCAUUUCAGAAGCAGUUUUUGCUUCCAAAAAUACUCCUGGAUUAGUCUUUAAGCAAAUAAUGAUCAAUGCAAAAACAAGAGUAGAGAUUCUUACAGGACACACAUAUUAGGAUACUAAACAGGAAAUUAAGUAUUUGGAAAACAGAUACUAUACAUUUUAAAGGCAUUAUUUAGUAUAAGUUUUCUUUUUCUUUUCUUGUAAAUCUUGUACAAUGAAUAUAUGAAUAUGUUUCAUGGUACAAUACAUGAUAAACAGUGCAAUUUGAAAGCAUGCAGUGCUGGUAUUAAAAAUCUAUUAAUAAAAGAGCAAGAGAGGUAUAAUUUGUACCCUGAACUAUACGCUCAUGAAGUAAACACAUCACCAACACUGCACCAAGCUGUCAUAUUAUGGUACACAUAAUCCUACUUUUUAAAAAAGCAGCUGCUAUCAAAUCAUCCUUGUCUGCUCAGAGAAAUGCCUUGGAAACAGAAUUGAUUUACAAAAAACAAUAUGCAUGGAUAUCACAUAUAUUCACAGAUCAUGAAUUCUGAUCAUGCUUUGGUAAGAAUAUGUAUUCACAAACAAAAACAUUAAAUAGAAAGGCAUUUUAGUAAAUUACAAGUGAAAGGCAAUUUUAGAAGCAAUACUGAACUAUAUUUUAAAAUGUAUCAAAGUUUGCAAAGCUAGAUGGAUAGUAUGUUAAAUCUACAUGGUAGAUAUGCAAUACAUUAUAACGAGCAUGGGUAUAGAAUAGUAAAUGCAUAGUACAAGUAUCAGCAAAGCUGAGUACCAGAUUAUGGUGGUAAUAUUUUUAAAGGCUUGUGACAGGGCUAGAAGCCCUGCACAUGAAAAAGGGACGGGGCAAAGCCCUGCUGUAAAAUGUGUUCGUUUUGUAUUAUGAUA